Molecule: messenger RNA, 1251 nt
Organism: Leptomonas pyrrhocoris
Lineage: Eukaryota; Euglenozoa; Kinetoplastea; Trypanosomatida; Trypanosomatidae
Exons: 1
Coding region: 121-1251 (376 amino acids)
Biological process (GO): negative regulation of ribosome biogenesis; negative regulation of translation
Molecular function (GO): ribosomal large subunit binding
Source: RefSeq, a predicted model, not a curated record
GUUCUCGUCGUGUUGGUUUCAUCUCUCUUCUCUAUUGUGACACCCACCGGCAUCGUUAAUAGGAACAGCACACACACACACCCACACACACCAAAGGAUCGUUGAGCGCAGAAUUCUCACAUGUGGCGAAGACUACCUGCUGCGUGCACUCCCUGGGUGGGUCGACGCUUGCGCUUUCCCACACGUCGCUUCAGCGCCACAACAAGCGUCUGCCGUGCCACCUCACAGCACACGUCGCCCCCGGCACACGAUGACUUCUUCGUCGACAUCGACAGUCUCGCGGGUUUUAGCGACGCAGCAGCGCCAGUGGACCGUUCUCCCGGGCAGCAAGCGGACUCUCCUGCGCACCCUUCAUCGACCAGCAAUGUGUUAGCCCCUGAUGUACUGGGAGUGAUUCGACACAUUCCCGAGGAAGAGGGGGCGCGGUUCUCCCGACUGCAAAUUCAGCUGGCGGCCAGCGAGAACGAGGCAGGAUCGUACGGAGCGCGAGUGCGGUCUAACACGCGCGCCGGGCUGGAGCUAGGCGAGGAAGCGCGAUACGCGGACCGGUGCGCUGUUUCAGCGGAGAAAACGAAGACAAGUGAAGGAGCAAAGGAGAAAGAGGAGAGCUCCGAAGGCGGCAUCUCUGCCCUUGAAGGGAUACAUCCUGGUGAUGCUCAUAAGGAUGGCAGUCGUCUGCCCGAUCCCACGCACCUGCCUUACGAUGACGAGCGCUUUGCCGAGAUGCUGCUCGAGAUGGAGGUGAACGGCGUGAUUGACGAGACCUGGCAGGACGCCAACAAGGCCUACAUCGAGGACGUGAAGGAGAUAGCGGACAUUCUAGCCUCCCUUAAGGUGCGCGACUUGUGCUGCAUCGACGUCUCGGAGAAAACGUCCAACUUUGAUUACAUGAUGUUCGGCACGUGUGAGGGGGCUCGGCACAUCCACCUUGCCGCCUGGGCUGCCCAGGACGCGGACAAGGUGCAUCGCGUUUCCAAAAUUAAGCGGAAGCAAACGGACGAGCUGUGGGAGGUGGUGCCGCUGGGGCGUAUCGUGCUGAACCUCAUGGUGGAAAGCUUUCGGGAGGAGAUGACGCUGGAGCGAAAAUGGGCUGUGACGCGCGCCAUGGACCCGCUUACCGCGGCCAACGCCCCCAUCAGCGAAGGUCGUCAGGUGAAGGCACACGGCCUAUGGACGCUGACGCUGAACUUGCAGGAUCUGGAGGACUUUGAGGUGGACUACUGCAAGGACAUCCUGAUGCGCCAGAUGUAA